GACGAGUAUAGAAGACACAGUAUGAAGCCUUCAUUUGAUAGGCUGUAGAACGAGGACUCAAAUUGUGCGAACUGCAUGUUGUCUGCCUGUGCUGAGCUUCCAACUGUUGGGCUUUGUCAGAGACUCAAAUGAACUCUUAUGGCUUCGCCGUUGUGAAAGGGAGCUUCACUUUACAUCAUCGCAAAGACACUGUUUCUGAAAUCAUUACCGCCAGUCGCUAUGUGGAUGUUUCUAUUACUCUAUUCUGUUUACUUUACUGUAUUAAUUUCUGCAAACGAAUUAUGCCCAGACGGCUGUGAAUGCCAAGCAAAGAUUAUCAAAUGUAUGGGGCGAAAAUUGUUACAAAUUCCGAACGCCAUACCAAAGGAUGUAACAAAUUUGUGAGUGUUAUAGCUUUUACAAUAUUUCGUGGUUUUACAAUAUCAUCGUAUCUGUCGUAGGCUUCCCUUGAUACAUUAAUUUGUAGUGUCAACUUUCACUGUCUUGUGUAAAUUAAUGUUUGUCUCGUUAUUCAACAUGUUCGUGUCCGUAUAUAUCAUUCAAAGCCGAAAAAUCAUCACGUAAUUCGGAAUAGUGAUAAAUUCAUGCGAGAUUCACGAAGAGCCAGAGAGCCUUCCCCCACUCAUGAGUAAUAUAAAGAGUGCCCUCGAUUUACGUGAGGAUUUAUUGGUUUUGAAUGAUACCCUAGCUAAAUAAAUACAAGCCGAAAAUGCUGUAAGUUGUUGUCAGCAUUUUAAUAAUUUAUUUGGUAAUCGGCUUGCAGUAUUUGAAGGGCAAUGAAUGUUCCUAUAAUCGAGUUGUAUGAUAAUAAAUUUCAACGCAUUUGAUGCCUUAUCUUCGUUUGAGGUCGACCUUAUCGGGAGAUAUGGUCGUCAAUUGAUUCAACACUACAGCAAUACCUACAUAAUAAUUAUCGUCCACGCUUUGAAAACUCUUUUCUCUUAACGACAAUGCAAUGUAGUAUUCAAGUAGUGUAUAAUGACCGCCUUCUAUUCCACACUUCGCUUGCUUCGCUUAACCUUUAUACAGAAAGAUUUUAGGCGAGUUAUCAUAUGUCGCUUGCGUUGUUUAUCAAAUAUGGAAAGCAGAUGUACUCGUAUUUCUAUAAACAUUCAAAUUGGGCUGGAAAAAAACGCGAUAUGAUAUGAAAUAAGUCACGUCCUCUCGUGUUUUUAGCCAACUUAAGUUGUGGGGCGUUCUUUUAAGCAAAUUAAUCCAUUUUAAAGCUAUUUAUUUGUUACCGCGUCAUUUUAAACGAGGCCUUUAAGUCUUAUUUGUGGCGGGUGAUUAUUUAUGAUUUGCUGCCUGUAAUGUUAUGACAAGUAAAAUUAGAAGCGAUGAUUCGCGUUAGAGCGUCAUUAAUAAACGAAGCUUAUUGAGAAGAGUCUAGAGCGUUCGUUUCUCAAGAUUAAUAAACAAUCUUGCCUCGUUUUAUUUUGAAUGCUCAAAGGCCCGACCAUAUUGAGAUUCGGGAAUAUCCCGCUGGGAAUGGAGGCGAAUUUUGUCUUGUUCGUUUUAAUUUUGAAUUCAUGUCGAAGCAGCUGAUGUUAGUGAAGUAGCGUGUUGCCAUUUUUAGCAAAACAAACUUCCUUUCGCGCUAUAAACUAAGCCGAAAUUGUCGGCUGGUAAACAAUGUUUUCGUUUAUUUACAGUGCUAAUAAAAAUUCUCUAUAAAUAUGUUAGAUAGAAGUACCGUGCUGAGCUAAGAGAAAAAAACAAGUCCUAGACAUGUUUCAAAUAUUUUCGAACGCUAUUUUCUGAAGAUUUACGCUUCCUGUUCCAAUAUUGAACUAACGUAGUUUUUGAGUGCUCUUUGUAGCUGAGUGUGGUACUAAAACCCAAUAAUUUGUCGACUAAAGUGUUAAUUUUUCACACAAAUAUCAAAAUGAUGGUCUAAAGACUUGAGUAGAUAAAUAGGUGUUGUUAAUGUACUUGAAUUUAUGUAUUUAUAGGUCCAAAUCUCGUGUGAACCUUUGCAUGCGAACGCAACUCGUUAAUGUUGGAAGCGGAACUGUGCUUGAAUAGCGAUCAUUGACAGCUUGUUGUUACCUCUUUGAUUGAAAAUUCUUCCGAAACUCACAAAACUCCCUUCCUGUCGCAAUAACGUUUAUAACCCUAACAUAAACUUGAUAAAAUAAACUAUGUCUAUGAAUACGCCGCCUUCAUUAGGCUAGAUUUCAGAGUAGAUGAGUUUUUAAAACUAUGAUAAAACAUUUCAAGAUUGAUGUGUGGGCACUCAUCUUUUUUACUCAAGCCUACUUCUCAGCCUGCCUCUUAUACGUCUUAUCUCUAUGGGAGGUCAUAUUGAGCAGUGUCUCCUCACGAUUUGAAAAGUAAUCUAUCCUGCACGAGUUUCCGCCAUGUCAACUAAGUAGUGUUUCCUGAUUUAUCAUUUUGUUUAUACUCCGAGCGAAGGUAUUAAUUUUACACCCAACACUUUGUUAUUUUAUUUAAUUAGAUGGUCUUGUAUAACAAUUGAAUCAGUUGGGCGUCUUUCCCUCAUGUUAAUCAUAAAAAUUCUUAACCCAGUUGGAAUGGUGUAUUUUCCAAUCAGCCUUAUACGAAUAAUCGCAUAAUCCUAUUUCUCAAACAUUCCAAAGCAUUUGAUGACUUCGUAUGAUGUUCUAAUUCCAUAAUAUGAUACUUUGCGUUAAACUCUAAAUAAACGUGGCUUGGGGGCAUUUCCUCCGAGGAUAAAACGAUUAACUUUUCAGAAUUACACUCAAAUAUUUGAGCUGUCUGCUUACUAUUUGACCGCCCUAACUCAGAACUGUCUCGUUUAAAAAAAAGCUUUUGAAUUUUCCUUCUGGGAUAGUUCAAUAUUGACCAUUACAAUACAGUGGUAGUUUAUGAAGGGCGAAGGUUGUUCAUUUGAUCCUCAAAUUUGUACAGUACAAAAGUUAAUAUUGUUUUACCUAAGAAUUACCGCUGUUUUAUCAGUUUUUAGAAGGAGGAAAAGUCAAAACUUGUCAUGACCAAUAUUUCAUCAAACCCACACGUAAAUCUGUUUGAAGUGCCUUAAUCUCUAUAAAAACACCGUCUUUUGCCAAGAGGUUUCAAAUUGCAUCCAAAGCAGAGGAAGUUCAGUCUAUUUUGAUGCCAAGAAUCCUACACAAACAUGUAUUUUGAAAUAAAUCCUACACAAACAUGUAUUUUGAAAUAAAUCCUACACAAACAUGUAUUUUUACUUCUUGGUUCUCCAAGUUGCCAUUACCUUUUCAAGAGGUAGAGAUUUCUCAGAUUUAGAGGUCGAAAUCUUCGUUACCUCGAUAGCUUUCGCCGUUGUCCGUUUUACUCUACUAAGUGGCCUGUGGUCGGAAAUAGCUAGCCAAAAACGAGACCUUCUAUGACUUCUAAUAAAAAAUGCUCACGCAGACUAUUAAUCUCUGAAUAAUAAUAUUGGAAUUAAUCCAGAAAAAAUCAUUGUGGUUUUAAGAAAAACCUCGAUCUUGUUUUGUUAAUAUCAGAUUUCGACAUUGUGGGAGGGGCCGCUUUAAGAAGCUUAUGCAAAAUAUAUUUAUAUAUCUUUAUCAAAAUCUUACAAAAUUGGCUGUUUUAUAUAGAGACCUUAGUGGGAACAGAUUGUCCUUGUUUGAGAAUAACACAUUCUUGGAAUUUUCAAACUUAAUUGAACUGUAAGUCAUGUAGAAUUUUUAUAUUUUUUCUAUGAAUUUUAAUCCAGUAUUAAAGAUGCAUGACUUGUUUUAAUCCAGUUUUAAUGUUGACAAUUUGUUCCAGAAAUCUAAAUGACAAUGAAAUUAAAGAUGUAGCAAGCCUUGGAGAGUUUCCAAAGUCACUUCGUAUUUUGCAUUUGUAAGUUGCAGAAAUGUCAAUUCUAUCAUCUUCUAUUGAUGGCUUUUAGCAUUUAAUAUAGGGCAGAAGAAUUUUUAUAAACCAACCUGCUUUCCUUGUUUAGAAAAGGAAAUAAGUUGAAGUCAUUGGGUGGAAACUGGAUGCAGUUUACCAAACUGUAAGUUUUAUUAUAUGUCUUGUGUAGUGGCUAUCCAGUUUUAGUUCAAUUUAUGUUUAUAUAUAGCUCAGUGGCAAGGCUGUCCAGUUUACCUUUAUAUAUAUAGCUCAUUCGCAAGUCUCUCAGUUAUAUAUAUAUAGCUCAGUGGCAUGUACGUUAUAUAUAACUGGAGUGCCAUAACCUAAGCUUCAUAAUGUCCCUAUAAAACUAAACUAAAACUGGAUAGUCUCAAGUGGCCUCCUGUAGUCUGCCUCCUGAAUCCUAGCUUACUGUGAAAUUACAGUGAAAUAUUUAUUAUGUUUUUAUAGUGAUUUCAGUCAAAAUAGAAUUGAAGCCAUUGGCAAUGAAACUUUCAUGGGCGUUAGAAAUUUGACAGAACUGUAAGUACCUCAUGCCAGCCAAAGUAUUCAGAGAAUGAUUGCAAACAGGAUUGGAAUAAAACCAAACAAACAAACAGACAAACAAACAAACAAACAAACAAACAAACAAACAAACAAACAAACAAACAAACAAACAAACAAACAAACAAACAAACAAACAAACAAACAAACAAACAAACAAACAAACAAACAAACAAACAAACAAACAAACAAACAAACCAGACAGACAAACAGACACUUGACCAGUUGCCAAAGAUAGAGAUUGUGUAUUUUGUAUCAUAUCUAAAAUUUUGUAUUUUUCCUAGAAUCCUUAGUAACAAUCAAAUUAGAAGUAUACCUCCAACUGCACUGAAAGAUCUUCCAAGUCUUCGAAGAUUGUGAGUAUUCAUGUCUAUGUUGCUUGUCUAAGACUACUUUGCUGGAGCAAAUUACAUGCAAUACUACUUUUGAAGUUUAAUUAAAUAAAAUGAAUGACAUUAACCUGUAUAUCUUUCUAGGAAACUUGAUGGAAAUAACCUAACAGAAUUACCAGAAAUUAAAUGUCCAUCUUUAAAAACUCUGUAAGUGACCAAUGUAACCAUGAUCAAGUAUGUAGAUACAUGAUGCUGACUGAUUGAUUUUGUUGUUUCUAGGGAUUUGAGUGACAACAAACUGCAUACUAUUAAAAGUUUCACACUCUUCAAAAUUAUCCCUUCUGUAGAAGUGCUGUAAGUAUCUUCACUUGAAGUCUGUCUGAGAUGAACUGAUUACUGACAUUUCACUGCAAAAUAUCUUAACUGGUAACUGCUAAAUGAUGAAACAACAAUUUGCAACUGACAGUAUCUUACAAAAGAUCUUACUGAGUCUGAGAGCUGACAAUAAAUCGUAGAUAAUUUCCCACCUUGUGGUGUAAAGCAGAACACUCACUGGUUUGUUUUCUCUUCAUUCUAGCAAGCUGUCAAACAACAAAAUAAAAGUUUUAAAAGUUGCUACAUUCUCGAACUUAAAAGUAAAACGCUUGUAAGUUUUGCAGCUUUCAUUUAAAUUUCUAACGUUUCUGAGAAUUUAUAUAACGUAUGUUAGUAUAUCAAAUCGUUGUGUCAAAUUUCUUAGAAAUGAAACUAUUAUGAUUUAUUUCCUAGAUAUUUGAAUGGCAAUUUACUGGAAAGUGUUACGAGGCAAUGGAUGUUUGGGAUGAGAACUUUGGAAUAUUUGUAAGUGUGAAUGUAUGUCUGUGAAGUGUGAAAUGUUUUUUCUUGCCGUUAAGAAGAAAUUCGUUUAGUGAAUUGAGAAGAAUUGAGUUUAAAUGGUUUUAAAUUUUGUAAACUCUUUUUCUAUCCAGACGUCUUGACAACAACAAAAUAGCGAAUAUAUCUACUACAAGUUGGAAGGCCAAUUGUUGCGAAAAGUUGAAAUAUAUGUAAGUAGAAAAAAAUACAAACGAUAUAGUGAGUGCGCGAUGGAUAUCGUCCUGAUAUAUUAUUCCUGUUUUUAUGUAGAAAUUUAGCGCACAACAAUCUGAAGCGAAUACUGUUUGACAGUAAUAAAAACUACGAUGCAAAUUUUAUGAAUUUGGACAAAUUAGAGACUUUGUAAGUAUUAAAUUCUAAGGUCGUAAUUAGGGCGCUAAUUGACUCUUAAUGAUGGUGUUAAUUGUAACUGACAAGAAAGGCUUUUUGUUUGAUCAAUCUUAUCAGCCAGUCAUACGCCAGUCAAGUCAAUAUGAACGUCUUAAUUUUUUUAGAAACCUGGGUUCAAACAAAAUAUUUGAUAUUUCGGACGGUGCGUUUAAAGACCUUAAGAAACUAAGGAUUCUGUAAGUACACCAAACAUGUGUAGUUAAAAGUUCCUCUUCAAUCAAAGUAUCGUCAUGGUAAUUUGAUGAAAUGAUUUAUUCAUUCGCUGUGUGUUUUCUUGUAGGGAUCUUAGCAAUAACCGAAUAUCUCUUGUGGAAAACUCGACGUUUAAAAAAUUGCCAAGCUUAGAAAUGCUGUAAGUAUGCGAGAAGUUCAUGUUUUGUGGCGAAGAAUAUAGAAAAUACUAGACCUUCAUUUCUUUGUUACAGAGACAUGCGGAACAACCCUAUUGUGGAAGUGACGAAAGACGCUUUUACCUCACUAGAAAAGCUCAGAGAUUUGUAAGUACUGGAAACGCAUCAUAGCCAAAUUGGCAGAAACUUUCAGUGGAUUAUCGUGCCAUAUUUCGUCUUAAAACAUUAGUGGGUUUAACUAACCAUUAUCCAAUUUUCGUGCUGCUAUAAUUGUCACCAAUUCUGACGUUGAUUACCAUCUGCUGCCAAACUCGUACCCAGCGCUUCUGUUGCAUAUCAUGAGUACUGAAACUACAGCUGAAACCUAUAGCAAUAUAGACCUAUGUAUAUAUUGAUUCAUGUAUCUGUGCGCGUGAGGCAAGUCACAUCUUCAUUCUGUGUGUAUUGUUAUCUAGACGGAUGAAUAGUGAUGUACUGUACUGCAGUUGUAAAUUACGUUGGUUUUCACAAUGGUUAAGAACGAAAAGAUUUUCUCGUUCAAUCGGCUUCAAAUGCAACCAACCAAAGAAAUUAUCGGGCAUCGAUUUCACAAAAAUUCCCUUAAAAGAUCUAGUCUGUGGUGAGUUUUAUAUAAAUUUGGAUCUUUUUAUCACAUAAACUUUCAUCUUUUUAUGUAUAACAUGCAAACUGAGCACAUGAUAUUAAUAAAAUGUAACUAAAGAACGCGUUUGGAAUGUGCACGCAGUGACAAUUACUCAGAAACGAAUUUAGAACGCAGUUCCAACACACAUGCAUAUAGGAGAAAUGUGGAACGCAUAUGGCACGCGGUUACAUAACCACGUGUUACAGAUUUUUCUUGCACGCGCGAAGGUGGAACGCGGAAAUUUGGAACGCGGUUCGAACGCAUUUGGCACGCGGUUCAAACACAUAACCACGUGUUACAGAUUUGUCUUGCACGCACGAAGUUAGAACGCGGAAAUAACGCGGUUAUAACGCAAGUAGAGCAUAUUUGGAUCACGAUCCGAACGCAUAUAGAACCUUUCGAUUCGAACGUGUAACCUUAAUUAUAAGAGUGCAAGCAACGUAUCUUUAAUGAUGUAUUGAAAUAUCUUCAUAGACUCGUCUCGUCCAGAGAUUAUUGGCCAUCCAGAAUCCCAGAUUGCGAUGACAGGAGACGAAGUGAGACUGAGUUGUACGGUCAAGAAUGGUUCUAUAGAAGGACUACGCAUACUUUGGCAAAAAAAUAUGAACAAUAUUGAUAUGACUGAAUCCAAUGUUAUGAUAUUAACACAGGUAAAAAACGUCUUCGGUAUGACACAGCUACCUACAAUAUAAUAAGCUGUCGUGCGUUGACGUUACCGGCAAAAAUAAUUGAAACUGUCUUAAAUUUAUUUUGUUAGAAGCAAGACAAGUUUGAGAUCUACAAGAGUACCCUGUCCCUCAGACACGUGACCGAUGCUAAAGAUGGCGGAACAUAUCAGUGCUUUGUUCUCGCGGGAAAAGAAAGAAUCCCAUCACGCAUUGCACGAUUACGCGUUUUUGGUAAUACUUCUUCAUUCAGUUUUGUGUUAUUCGAGAAGAGUGCUUCCACUUUCACUCAACCAACGCAGGGAGAACAGUCUAGAACUGAUACAGCCUCCCAGUAUAAACAGAGUUACAGUAGCUUGGUAUAGAUUUCCUGCUGUAGUAACACUAGAACAAUAAGGAUCGCAGGGAGAACAGUGUUGUGUUGAUAUAGCUAUACAGUAUAAGGAGGCAUUCGUUCAUUUAGCGUCAUUAUACGACAAUAUAGUAUAGUAUGUUAACAUACUACGUAAGACUAAAAAUUUCUAUGUUUCAUAGUUUAUCCAAAAUUUACGAGAACCCCCGGUGACCUGGUAACCAACAUUGGCGACGACGUUCGUUUCAACUGUUCGGCCAGCGGACAUCCCGUACCACAAAUCUCAUUCAGAAAAGUGAAUGACCCACGUCAGCAAGCGGUGGAGGAAAGACGAAUAGGACUGGACGGAACUACAUUCAUCAUAAGAAAUGUCUCCCGAACUGAUGUAGGACUGUAUCGUUGCGUCGCGAAGAGUGAAGCUGGUGUGAUCAAUACGACUUUCACAUUGAAUGUUAUAGGUAAGGAUGACAUCUUAGCCUCGGUUCUUAGUAUGAUGAUUUCAUAGUGUGGACUCAACGACCUAAAUUGACUUCCACUACUACUACCAUUAACCAAUCAGAUGCGUUUACUCUAUCCGACUAAUCAAUCAGAUGCGUUUACUCUAUCCGACUAACCAAUCAGAUGCGUUUACUCUAUCCGACUAACCAAUCAGAUGCGUUUACUCUAUCCGACUAACCAAUCAGAUGCGUUUACUCUAUCCGACUAACCAAUCAGAUGCGUUUAAUUUAUCCGACUAACCAAUCAGAUACAUGCUAAGCCAGUGAGAGGUAGCAGUAGUGGAAGUCAAAUCUGAGCCUUUCUAAGAACGUUUACACUUGCAGUUUGUGCAGCAAUUUUCUACUUCUGGUGGAUUGAAACGAGUAGUUGAGUCCACUCGUUCACAUCCAUCAGAAGAAGAAAAUCGCACUAGAAAUCGCAGCAAAAAUUGCAAGUGUAAACGGGCCUUAAUAGAUCAUUGACUGAUAAUCUAUGAUGGAUUGUUUUUGGUCGUACUGUAUCUACGUGAAAGAUGUGAAACAACUACAGUAUAGAAGUGUUGGUAUAAUGUACUCAGGUGAAUCAGUAAGAUGCUUGUGAUGUUACUCUGCCUGGUGUGGAUAUACACUCAGAGUAACAUCACAAGCAUCUUAUUCACCUGAGUACAUUACACCAACACAGCAAAUAUCAUGAUUAUUAGAUUACAUUGAUAUCGAAGGAACUAGACUCAGUUCCGAAAUAUCACAUACUCGAACCGACCUGACCGCGUAGCUCAGUUGGAAGAGCAUUGGGCUAGUAUUCCAAAGGUCGUAGGUUCGAUUCCCACCGUGGCCAGGCAUAUUUUUCAAGCCUGCCCGGUGUGGAUAUACACUCAGAGUAACAUCACAAGCAACUAUAGAAGUGAUGUCCUAACAGACCAAUGCUAUCUUCCGCAGGUAAACCGGUGUCCGUUCAUAAAAUGUUUGAUAAAGUUACCUUGGUUAACGACGCCGCCAUGUUUGUGUGUGCAGCGAGUGGUUGGCCUCGACCUAGGUUCACCUGGUUUAAGGAUGGGAAAAUACUCGACCUUACAUCAAGUAACCUGCAGCUUCGCAACGAACGGGAUGCUCAACAUCUAGUGAUCUUACAUGUCGGGUACUCGGACGCCGGGAGGUACAAAUGUCGGGUAUCUAAUGUCCUGGGAUCUGUUGCAUUGAGUAGUCAACUUAAAGUCGUUAAAGAUCUUUCCGAGAAACCAGAUUCACCGGGUACGUUGAUUCUUGAAAUAUUUCUCUGGACGUUUUAACCAUGUGAGAAGAGUGCGUCCAGUCUGCAGAAGACCUAUCCAGUAUAAUUAAAGUUAGUUUAGGUUUCCUCCAGUAGUAACACUGGAUCCUUUCUGGACCUCAAGGGAGAACAGUUUAAACUUUAAAGCUGAUAGAGCUAUCCAUUAUAAAUAAAGUUAGUUUAGUUUAGGUUUCCUCCUGUAGUAACACUGGAUCAAUAAGAGAUGAUCCUUACUGGACCUCUAGGGAGAACAGUUUAGAACUGAUAGAGCUAUCCAGUAUAAAUAAAGUUAGUUUAGUUUAGGUUUCCUCCUGUAGUAACACUGGAUCAAUAAGAGAUGAUCCUUACUGGACCUCUAGGAUGGACAGUUUAGAAUUGACAGACCUGUCCAGUAUAAAUAAGGUCUAAACCUGAGCGAUGGAGUAAAUCCGGUGAUUGUUUCGUUCCAGAUGAUGACAGUGUAAGUCACAAGACGUUAAUUGGUGCAGUGGUAUUUACAGCCGCAUGUACAAUGGUAGUUACCACCUUGAUCUGUGUGGCUGUACUUCAUGUUAUAACACACCGAGGGUGCGCUUGUCUCACCCAACAUAAGACCUCGGAGACUGUCACCCUAGACUCGUACGCCACUACAAACCCAGAAAACCAGGAGUACGUCCAGAUGGCCGAUACCUUUCCGAACGAAUCACCUCGAUCUUCGUCAACUUUCGUAACAUCUUCGGAUUCCCAAACACAUUCCGACUUACAGACGUCAAGUUCCGAGAGUGGCUCAAGUAAGGAACAUCGGGAAGGCUCAUACGACGGUCGACAUUCAUCAGGAGUCUGUUCAAUGAACAGUAGUAAUAGCUCUUUGGCUUCGACUACAAAUCAUCGAAAUACAUUCCCGUUCUCGAAUACAAAGACAUAUCUGUACCCAGGAACUGGGGAGGAGUUAUAUGACGUCACCAACGCAAGUAAUGAAGUCAGUUCCACGCGUGGACUUCCCACGCCAAGAGAAUCAUUACAACUCCAAAUUAAUGAACAAUAUUAUCCUGGCAGACGGAAACAUAGGUCAUCACGUGAUAAACCGUCAAGAUCACGAGAGAGACACGUGAACAAGCGACGUAAGGGGACUGAGCAAGAACGGUUGCAUAUUAAUGAGCCACCAGAACAAACUAGCGCGACAGAUGAAUACAGGACAGAAUCUGUGACAGAAUCGGAGGGCACUGUGUUAUAGUUGCAGCUGCACUGCGUUAAAUACUACGAGUUAGGCUACGUUUCCACUAUACCAGAUACCUUUCCGUAGUGGCACAGAGUAGAGACAUACAGAGCUGUAACUGACCGUUGUAAACACUGCGGAAGCUUACGUUAUCAUGUACCCACUUUUUUCAGGCGACCAGACAAAAAAUGAUCAACUGCGCGUGCUCAGCAAGUUUAAAGUGAGUCGUCAUCAGGUAGUCAUCCAAUCAGAUGCAUGCAUCUAGUAACUUGCCGAGCAUGCGCACAAAAAAAGUGGGUACACUAGUUACGUCUCUGUAUGUCUCUACUCUGUGGUAGCGGCGCGAGAAAGCGCCUAUCCGAUACGGAAUGUACAACUUUCACAAGCUGAGGGAGGGAAACAACAUUUCUCUGUUGCAAUAAUUCCUCUGAAAAUAGCGUUCCUACAAUUAACAGAUAGGUGUUUUUUCACGUCGCUACGGAAAGCUGUCCGUACAGUGUAAUUCUCUGUACCCAUCCAUUCCCAAACGUACAUUUUUUAAAUAGCGGUUUGCACUUUAAAUUGCCUUUAUGUAUAUAUGAAAUAAAAUUUGUCGUGUAAUCUAUAUGUG
Messenger RNA from Paramuricea clavata, 11527 nucleotides. NCBI's taxonomy places the organism in Eukaryota, Metazoa, Cnidaria, Anthozoa, Malacalcyonacea, Plexauridae. The record is from the annotation of a GenBank genome assembly.